CUCAAUGACUCUAUCAUGGGCCUUGCCUCGAGAGCCUCGAAUGGUAAAUUAGCCUCCGCAAAAGUUUACGAUCUCCUAAGGGUCAAGGGAGAAGCUAGGACUCCUAUGAGUUUCAUAUGGAAAUCCUACAUUCCCCCCAAACUCUCAUUUAAUGCAUGGCUGGCCCUAAGAAACCGACUACCUACACAAGAUAGCCUCGGGUAUCUUUAUAUCGUGAACCGGUGUGAUCUAUGUAAGGGUGGUUUGGAAACAAUACCACACCUUUUCUUUCUUUGCCCCUUUACUUGUAGGGUGUGGCAUCACGUAAGGAGCUGGAUGGGACUAAGACAUGAGAUGUCUACCUUGCUGAGUUCAAUCAAAUGGAUCAAGAAGACCCUUAAAGGAUCAACGUUGAAGGCCAAAGCAGCCCGCAUUGCUUUCUGUGCAACGGUGUACUACAUUUGGCAUGCUAGGAAUGAGUGCAGAUUUGAUGGAAAGAUGAAGAAGGAGGAAGAGGUUGUUGCUAAGGUCAAACAUGUGGUGUAUAAGGUACUCUACAACAUAUACCCACAUGAGUUGAUCACAUUUUGAUAAGAAUGAUAAAAGCCGUUUGUAUAGCCUCGGUUUUGAUAGGCUAAGUGCGUGCACUAAGGCGCAGUCCUAUUUUGUUUCUUUUUGAUUUCCUAUGCCGCGGCAUAGGUGAGCCUUAUGGCUAUCUUUGGUGAUGUCCCUUUAAAAUUUUGUAAACUUUACUUUGGGUAAUAAUAUAUUUACAUUUUAUCCAAAAAAAAAAAGACACAUCAAGCUAAGUACCUAUUCCUAGACUUGUGUUUAAAUUAGAUUGCAACGAUAUUGUUGCUGUUAUUUUACAUCACCAUUAUUUAUUAGGGAUAAAAAAUAUCCCGAAUUAAAUAAGGCGGAGCAAAGCUCUAGUGAUGGCUAGUCAAGCCAAUGUUUUAUUAAAUAUUUAACUUGUGGUGGGCCCAUUGGCCCACCCUCGAUCAACUUAAUUAGCGAUCCGAGCAUCUCUAGAGGGCUCUGCCCCAAUGACGCGUUUUAAUUUGGGGAUUACGCAUUAGUUUGCACGUCACCAAUGGCCUGAGCGACGAUCGUACCCUAGUACCAUCUGCGCCACCGGGCACGAAGUGACUGUUGCCAAACGCGGCCUAUGGGGACCGAGGGCACCAAAGAUGCUCAACCUCAUUUUUCCGAGGGCAGAGCAGCAACGUGUGUCUGAGUUUUCAAACUCACAGACCAGUAAUUUUUCUAUGCGACGUUCGGCAAGCCACUAAGUGGUCCCGCCCCGGACGGCCGUAACCCCGCACGAUGAGCCGGGCCGAGGGUCACAAUAACCCAUAGGCCGGCAAUCGAGAGCAUUGAAAAAAGAAUAAGGCCACGAGAUGGCUAUGUGUGUAUAUUAUGUCGGGCUAAACGGCCCAUUACCAUGUUAGUUAUGCAGUCAAGGUUGCUCAAUGCGCCCGAGCAGAAAAUUAAAUGACGUUCGGCAUGAGUUCAGAAGACGUUCCAAACCGGCUAAAGAAAGGGGCCGCGAGACGUUCAUACUUCCCCAAGAGGCCGAGGGUCAGGAGGAGACCAUCGCGGACAAUGACCGUAAGACGAACAUCUCCACCCCAGGAGCCGAUGGCCUAGAGGAGACCAUCGCGGCUGAGGGCCAUGAGACCAUCCUUACAUCACGACCGACCUCACGGAACGGCGUGUUUACACUUUGAAGACCGGCAUCAUCCCCGCACUACGUGGAUGAGAGCCGUUGCAUGGAUACACUUGAUCGGCCCCUCAUGGGCGGCGUACGUAUAUCACGAACGGCCUCUCGGCUCGGCAUACAUUAUCAUAUUCAAAAACCCCUCGAAAAAAAAUUAUCACAUUGGGGCACCGGGGAAUCUCCAAAGGAGAUAAACCCGUUUCCCGUCACAAUCGCGGUCGAGCCCAACUCAGGAUCCAAAGGACCGGACCAAAUGGGCAGGUAAGCGAACGGAUGGAAGUAUGCCCUAGGACAAUCAUAUUUUAUGAUUUAUCAAUGAAUAUUUAAUGCUCAUUAAUUAAUAAAGUCACAAACUCAUUUUAUGUUAAUUAUUAUUGUGAGUUUUCUUUAUUAAUAUUUAGUCCCUGAAUAUUAUGUUUAGUAGCUAAUUAAGUAUGUGACUUAAUUUUGGAAUGCUACACUUUAAAAUAAGC
This is a messenger RNA of Cuscuta europaea, 2172 nucleotides long. The record is from the annotation of a GenBank genome assembly. Lineage: Eukaryota; Viridiplantae; Streptophyta; Magnoliopsida; Solanales; Convolvulaceae.